Molecule: messenger RNA, 957 nt
Organism: Miscanthus lutarioriparius
Lineage: Eukaryota; Viridiplantae; Streptophyta; Magnoliopsida; Poales; Poaceae
Source: the annotation of a GenBank genome assembly
AUGCAGCUGAUCCAGUUCCUCGCGGCGUGGCUGUUCCCCGGCGCCCAGUGCUUUGCAGUGGAAAUGGCCAACGCCGACUCCUCUGAGCUCGACCGCGCGUCGUCGUCGCCGUCGUUCAGCGCCAAUGCCGCCGGAUCGGGCUCCUCCCUCUCCUCCCCGUCCUCGACGUCGUCGAGCGACGGCCACCGUGGCUUCUUUAAGUCCCGGUCCCGGCAGGAGAGCCCCUCCACGACGCCGCUGUGCUUCGGCGCCAGCGGCGGCGUCGGCGUCGGGAGGAGGCUGCUGCUGCGGGGCUCCCGCGCGCGAGCGCCCGCGAAGCAGCCGCAGGAGCAGGAGGAUGCGGUGACCAUGGCGCCCAAGGUCAAGGGAGACGUGGUCGGGAGGUACCUGCGCAAGAUUUCGAGGAGGCUGAGGAAGGCCAGGAGCGACGGUAAGGGGGCGCCGUCAUCCAUGGCCGCCGUUGAUGACACGGCCCGCGAGAGGGCCGAGUCCGUGGCCCGCGCCAUCUCGUACUGCAAGGACACGCUCCGGCGCGGCAAGUCGCGGUCGCGGUCGCCGUCCCCCCCGCCGCCUCCUCCCUCGCCUAGCCUUGACGAGUGGCUCCACGACAGACAGGAGGAGAUCAUCGCGACCGCCGCCGAGCAGCACUGCAACGAGCGCAGUGACCCACGGCCGUCACCGCCGCGUCCUCGCCGGGCCGCCGGAUGGCCCCUUGGGAUGCAGACGAUGGCGAAGCGAUUUAAGGAGUCGCCGUGCCCGUGCCCGGCCUCGCCAAGCCGGGACAGUUUGCUCGCCGCGUGCGCCGUCGCGCACGGCGAGGAGUCACCGCAACCGCAUCACGGCCACGGUUGCCGUGGCGAAUCGUCGAUGAGCAGCUUGGACGAGAUGGAGUUUUUGAAGACAUUCGAUGGGGACGAGGAGAUGAUCAAUCAACAUUUCAUCACUGUGGAGAUCUGA